Molecule: messenger RNA, 606 nt
Organism: Adineta ricciae
Lineage: Eukaryota; Metazoa; Rotifera; Eurotatoria; Adinetida; Adinetidae
Source: the annotation of a GenBank genome assembly
AUGAUCAACGGUAAUUCUGCUGAAGGAGAUAUUGAAGUCAUCGAAAAACGGAAUCAAGCAGAAGCUAAACACAAAUCACAUUCAAUGUUGGAUUUUAUUCCUUCCUCAAGUGAAUUAAUCAAGUUGAUUGCUGCUGAAAUUACAUUAGUUUAUCAUGGGAUACGUCAUGGACACAGCUAUUCAAGUCAAGCAUGUACUGCUGAUGUUUCGACAAAGUUGUUUCAAGAUUCAACUAUUGGAAAAAAUCUCACACGUGGACGGACUAAAGCUCGUGAAAUUGCAGUUAAUGUUUUGGCUCCAUUUAUAUCUGCUCAAAUUACAGAAAACCUUAACAAAGUCGGUUUUCAUUCUUUAUCAUUUGAUGGAUCAAACAAAGGUCACAAGAAAAUGUUUCCAGUUGUUGUUAAUUAUUUCACCAUUGAACGUGGUAUUGAACGAUCAGUGAUUGAAGUCGUUGAACUAGUCAAUGAAACAGCUGAUCAUAUUAUUGCUUCUCUUCGAGAAGUAUUGCAAAUGAACAAUAUUGAUAUUCAAAAGAUGACAUCUACCCAGGUCAACAAAUCCGAUGCUGGAUCCGAUCGGAUCUUACCGGAUCCGACCAUCUGA